GCACCGUGCGCUCCCCGGGCCGGCCUGCCCGCACUGGCUCUGCCCCCGGGUGUCACAGGGACCCUCUGAGAUUCUCCACGUCGCUGGUGGCUUCACAUUGCAGCGGCACAAUCGCCUGCGGCCACAGCCACCUUCACAAUAAAACCACCGGCUUCUGCACCUCGCACGCUGCCUCGGAAAGAAUGACAGUCCCAAUCCCCGCAGCUGUGCCUCCCGACACCGCAUUGAGCACCUCCAUGAGCGACGUGGUGCCUUUCAUGCGACUUUUGCUACGAUCCGUUCCCCAUCGCUUUUUCAGAGGAAAAAAAGUUCUCCCGCCUCCAUCCAACCUACAUUAUUCAUAUGUCCAGCCCUGUAAACUGAAAUGGACGUGGAGUCCUCCAGAGGGCAUUAGUAGUGACUGUAAUCUAGAAUAUUGCAGUGAAAUUUUGAUUAAUGAGAUCCCACAAGAAAAUACAGAAUGGUCUAGGAAACGGUUUCGGGAGGAAGAUGUAUCCUUGAAUGAGAUGGUUCAUUUCAAAGUGAGAAGUGAAUGCAAAGCUGAAAAUGCUAGUGAACCAAGCGACUGGGUGAUGAUUUCUACUUCACCAAAAGGUGCUGAAGGUACUGCUGCUGUUGACAUAAACUGCACGUGGCACAACUUGGAGUACAUGGUCUGUACGUGGCUUCCUGGCCAGAAUGCAAGCGCUCACACCAACUACACGCUGCACUACUGGCAUGAGGGUCUGGAAAACCAAGAGCAAUGUCAGAAUUACAUCUCCGGGGAUACCUUUGGCUGCAACUUCAGUUUCUCCAUUUCAAAUACCACAUCCAUGUAUUCACCUAUCAAUAUUUUGAUCAGAGGCAACUCGGAAGAAAUUCGGCCUGUCUGCGAAAACAGGAAUCCCACAACAAUUGUAAAACCUGGCCCGCCAAGGAUUGUGUCAGUAUUGAAGAGCAAAUAUGGACUACAUGUAAAAUGGCAGAAGCCGGGCACCUUUGCGCCACAUUGCUUGGCUUACGACCUAGAACUGAAAGACAGCAAAUCACACACCAAUCAUUCUUUUGAAGUCCUCAAGAGCACUGCCAUGCAGAUUCCGAAUGUUGACCCUAACACUAUGUACACUGUCAAAGUGAGAGCAAAGGUCCAAAAUAAAUGUUACAGCAGCUAUCACUUGGGUGACUGGAGUGAGGAAAGGAGCAUUGGUGAAAACACGGACUUCACAAUAUAUAUCGUUUUAAUGCUCGCUAUUCCAUUAACAGUUGCAUUAGCUAUUAUAAUUCUACUGGUGUACCUGAAAAGGCUCAAGAUACUAAUUUACCCACAAAUUCCUGACCCUAGAAAAAUCAUUAAACGUAUGUUUGGAGAGCAAACCGAGGACCUCCAGGGGUUUCCGGGAGAUGACUUUCUCAAUGCCUGUAAACCAGCUAAGGAAGAGGAAAUCCUCUCGUUAGUUUGUAUAGAGACUCUCGAGAGCGUCUCAUCUGCAGAGGAGGAACGAGAAAGACACGCUUUGCAAGUGAAAGCCUUGUGAGCGAGACUUCUUUUGUUGCUGUUUGUUUACCUCAGAAGACUUCUGAAUAUCAGCCAUGACUGGUCUGCAAGGCAGACGCCCACAUUCCAUUUCGGCGCGUCCCCGCUGAGCACUCACCUGCCUGGUGACACAAGAUAAGCCGCUGACCUUUGCUACCUUCCGUCUCUGCCAAAACCGCUCCCCAGAGCCAACCCGAUGUACAUAAGCCACGUGACUGACAGUGCUGUCAGCUCAGCCUUUCCGACGGCUUGUCCUCCUCCUUCUGCUCAGGCCUCCCAUGUAAACGGUUAGCUGUUUGGAGCAGGAACUGGCUCUUCUGAGAAGCACCUUGCCCAGCGUGGUGAGAAGUAAAACAACAGUUUGUUUACAGUUUAUCCCUGCGGAAAGAUAGGAGCCGCCAAGAGACUGGGUGACCCCUCCAGUCCAGCAUUGUUUCUCUAACAGUGGCCAAUUCCAGAUGCUUGAGAGAAAGGUGCAAUAAAUCUUCAAGUGUAUUUUUGGAACAACAGCCUGUCUAAUACCCCAGUCAGUGGCUGCCUAAACCUAGGAGGAAGGCUUAGAUCCCUGCUUUAAAACAUAUGUUUAUGCACAAGUUUCCUCCCAUAACAGUGGCUGUUCUCACUAAUCACCCAGGUGUUUAAUCCUUUUUGAAUUCUACAAAGCUCUGGGCCGCUACAUUUUUUUUUUUUUUUUUUGGACAGAGUUUUUAAAACAGCUUUUGUUUCUCUGUUUCUCAAUCGCUGUUUCUCAAUUUCUUCACAGUCCCGGCUUCUGGGUCUAGUUCUCUCCGUCUCUCCCGCAUAACCUCCCAUGCUGGUGAGAUGGUGGAAGCCCACUGCUUAGGAGUGAGUCUUGCCCCUGUCCUUGGCGGUCUCCUCUGAGAAUUUGAAAGCUAUUUCAAGAAGCAAGGGCUGACUUUAUUUCACCCCCCUCUCUGAUGAUAUUUAUCUUUAGUACAUCAUCAGCUUUAAGGUCAGAAGGUCACUGUAGUGAUCAUAAGUUGAUAGUUCAUAAUAUUCUCCUUAGCUACGUUUGAGGUUGUUGUUGCUGGCUUUCCUGCUAUGAAUUCUUACCUUCGCCU
Molecule: messenger RNA, 2595 nt
Organism: Pelodiscus sinensis (Chinese soft-shelled turtle)
Lineage: Eukaryota; Metazoa; Chordata; Testudines; Trionychidae
Source: RefSeq, a predicted model, not a curated record